Messenger RNA from Chelonus insularis, 4503 nucleotides. RefSeq lists its product as uncharacterized. The transcript is spliced from 7 exons. The record is from RefSeq and is a predicted model, not a curated record. NCBI's taxonomy places the organism in Eukaryota, Metazoa, Arthropoda, Insecta, Hymenoptera, Braconidae. Bases 1 to 4503 code for a protein of 1500 amino acids.
AUGAGAAUGUAUGGUCAAUUUUUACAAAUUUUUGCUUUGCUCUGCGUGCUAAGUCAGACAAGUGCUCACUUCAGUCACUCAGGAACCUUCAAUGCUGGAGGAACAGUAACUGGAAGUUUAAUAGGUGAUCUUCUCAGAGCUGGUGGUAAUGUGAAAUAUCAACUAGCUAAUGUCGCUGAUAAUGCAGCUAACAGGAUUCGUGGUAUGUUUCAUAAAAAAACAUUACCAAAUGCAUCAGUUGGUUUCCAAACUGGAUACAAUGUACAAGCUAUGCCGUAUGCUAACUCUCAACCUCCUAUGAAUGCUUAUAGUAGAGGGGGAGGAGUCAACAGCAAUUUUGGUUAUAACAUUGGUGUUGCACCAGUAGGUUCUUAUGAUUCUUAUCGUCCAUCUACUCCAUCAGGAGAUGUUGGGGGACGUAUCGAUAUAGGUACAUCAAUAUCUUCGACAUCAGGGAGUUUAUUAGGCGAUGAUCACUUAGAAUAUGUCAGUGCUACUGGACAACGGAGAAGACUUACUUUUGAAGAAUUUGUCCAACAUAUAAGAACAAUAGUUGAAAAAACAAAAUUACCAGCGAAAGGAUGUUCAGGAACGUGUCCUGGAGCAGACUACGGUAAGAAUGCUGGAGGCUAUAUUGGAGGACGGGCUAGUGGAUACGUUGGAAUACCAGGGAGUGGAUACUCAGGACCACCGACAUGGACACCUAGUGGUGGAUACCCAGCAGCACCUACAUGGACACCUAGUAAUUCUUACCCAGGAGCAAUUUCAUGGACAGCUGGAGGUGGAUACCCGGGAGCACCCACAUGGACACCUAGUAGGGGAUAUCUAGGGGCACCCACAUGGAGACCGAGUGGAGAUUACCCAAGUGUGCCGACAUGGCCACCAGGUGGCGCAUAUCCAGGAAUGUCUACAGUAACACCGGGAAGUGCAUAUCCAGGAACAACUACAUUAAUACCAGGUGGCGCAUAUCCAGGAGCGUCAACAAUAAUACCUGGUAGUGGGUACUCAGGAGUAUCCACUGGGCCACCUUCCGGUGUAUACACAGGACCUGCAACUAGUGGAGUAGUAGGCCCUGCACCUGGUGGUGGAGCAACAGGAUUAACAUCUGAUGGUAGAGGAAGAGAAUUCACAACCGGAGGUGCACUAGGAGCACCGGCAACUGGAAGUGGAGCAACAGGAUUAAUACCAGGGGGCACAUAUCCAGGAGCGUCAACAGUAAUACCUGGUGGUGGGUACUCAGGAGUAUCCACUAGGCCACCUUCCGGUGUAUACACAGGACCUGCAACUAGUGGUGUAAUAGGCCCUGCACCUGGUGGUGGAGCAACUGGACUCCCAACCGGUGGCGGAGUAGGGAGGUUUGCACCUGGUGGUGGAGCAACCGGUCUUUCAACUGGUGGUGGAGCAACAGGAUUGACAACCGGUGGUGGAGCAACUGGACUUCCAACCGGUAGUGGAGUAGGAGGCUUUGCACCUGGUGGUGGAGCAACUGGACUUCCAACCGGUGGUGGAGCAACUGGACUUCCAACCGGUAGUGGAGUAGGAGGCUUUGCACCUGGUGGUGGAGCAACAGGAUCACAACCGGUAGUGGAAGGCUUUGCACCUGGUGGUGGAGCAACAGGAUCGACAACCGGUGGUGGAGCAACUGGACUCCCAACCGGUAGUGGAGUAGGAGGCUUUGCACCUGGUAGUGGAGCAACUGGAUUGACAACUGGUGGCGGAGUAAGAGGCUUUGCACCUGGUGGUGGAGCAACAGGAUUGACAACUGGUGGUGGAGCAACUGGACUCCUAACCGGUGGUGGAGCAACUGGACUGCCAACGGGUGGCGGAGCAACAGGAUCGACAACCGGUGGUGGAGCAACUGGACUCCCAACCGGUAGUGGAGUAGGAGGCUUUGCACCUGGUGGUGGAGCAACAGGAUUGACAACUGGUGGCGGAGUAAGAGGCUUUGCACCUGGAUCGACAACCGGUGGUGGAGCAACUGGACUCCCAACCGGUAGUGGAGUAGGAGGCUUUGCACCUGGCGGUGGAGCAACAGGAUUAACAACUGGUGGCGGAGUAAGAGGCUUUGCACCUGGUGGUGGAGCAACAGGAUUGACAACUAGUGGUGGAGCAACUGGACUCCUAACCGGUAGUGGAGCAACUGGACUGCCAACGGGUGGCGGAGCAACAGGAUCGACAACCGGUGGUGGAGCAACUGGACUCCCAACCGGUAGUGGAGUAGGAGGCUUUGCACCUGGUGGUGGAGCAACUGGAUUGACAACUGGUGGCGGAGUAAGAGGCUUUGCACCUGGUGGUGGAGCAACAGGAUUGACAACUAGUGGUGGAGCAACUGGACUCCCAACCGGUAGUGAGUAUGAGGCUUUGCACCUGGUGGUGGAGCAACUGGACUGCCAACGGGUGGCGGAGCAACAGGAUCGACAACCGGUGGUGGAGCAACUGGACUCCCAACCGUGGAGCAACUGGACUGCCAACGGGUGGCGGAGCAACAGGAUCGACAACCGGUGGUGGAGCAACUGGACUCCAACCGGUAGUGGAGUAGGAGGCUUUGCACCUGGCGGUGGAGCAACAGGAUUGACAACUGGUGGCGGAGUAAGAGGCUUUGCACCUGGUGGUGGAGCAACAGGAUUGACAACUAGUGGUGGAGCAACUGGACUCCUAACCGGUAGUGGAGCAACUGGACUGCCAACGGGUGGCGGAGCAACAGGAUCGACAACCGGUGGUGGAGCAACUGGACUCCCAACCGGUAGUGGAGUAGGAGGCUUUGCACCUGGUGGUGGAGCAACUGGAUUGACAACUGGUGGCGGAGUAAGAGGCUUUGCACCUGGUGGUGGAGCAACAGGAUUGACAACUAGUGGUGGAGCAACUGGACUCCCAACCGGUAGUGUAGUAGGAGGCUUUGCACCUGGUGGUGGAGCAACUGGACUGCCAACGGGUGGCGGAGCAACAGGAUCGACAACCGGUGGUGGAGCAACUGGACUCCCAACCGGUAGUGGAGUAAGAGGCUUUGCACCUGGUGGUGGAGCAACAGGAUCGACAACCGGUGGUGGAGCAACUGGACUCCCAACCGGUAGUGGAGUAGGAGGCUUUGCACCUGGCGGUGGAGCAACAGGAUUAACAACUGGUGGCGGAGUAAGAGGCUUUGCACCUGGUGGUGGAGCAACAGGAUUGACAACUAGUGGUGGAGCAACUGGACUCCUAACCGGUAGUGGAGCAACUGGACUGCCAACGGGUGGCGGAGCAACAGGAUCGACAACCGGUGGUGGAGCAACUGGACUCCCAACCGGUAGUGGAGUAGGAGGCUUUGCACCUGGUGGUGGAGCAACUGGAUUGACAACUGGUGGCGGAGUAAGAGGCUUUGCACCUGGUGGUGGAGCAACAGGAUUGACAACUAGUGGUGGAGCAACUGGACUCCCAACCGGUAGUGUAGUAGGAGCUUUGCACCUGGUGGGAGCAACUGGACUGCCAACGGGUGGCGGAGCAACAGGAUCGACAACCGGUGGUGGAGCAACUGGACUCCCAACCGGUAGUGGAGUAGGAGGCUUUGCACCUGGUGGUGGAGCAACAGGAUUGACAACUGGUGGCGGAGUAAGAGGCUUUGCACCUGGUGGUGGAGCAACAGGAUUGACAACUAGUGGUGGAGCAACUGGACUCCCAACCGGUAGUGGAGUAGGAGGCUUUGCACCUGGUGGUGGAGCAACUGGACUUCCAACCGGUGGUGGAGCAACAGGAUCGACAACCGGUGGUGGAGCAACUGGACUCCCAACCGGUAGUGGAGUAGGAGGCUUUGCACCUGGCGGUGGAGCAACAGGAUUGACAACUAGUGGUGGAGCAACUGGACUCCAACCGGUAGUGGAUGGAGUAGGAGGCUUUGCACCUGGUGGUAGAGCAACUGGACUCCCAACCGGUAGUGGAGUAGGAGGCUUUGCACCUGGUGGUGGAGCAACUGGAUUGACAACUGGUGGCGGAGUAAGAGGCUUUGCACCUGGUGGUGGAGCAACAGGAUCGACAACCGGUGGUGGAGCAACUGGACUCCCAACCGGUAGUGGAGUAGGAGGCUUUGCACCUGGUGGUGGAGCAACUGGAUUGACAACUGGUGGUGGAGUAAGAGGCUUUGCACCUGGUGGUGGAGCAACAGGAUUGACAACUGGUGGUGGAGCAACUGGACUCCUAACCGGUGGUGGAGCAACUGGACUGCCAACGGGUGGCGGAGCAACAGGAUCGACAACCGGUGGUGGAGCAACUGGACUCCCAACCGGUAGUGGAGUAGGAGGCUUUGCACCUGGUAGUGGAGCAACUGGAUUGACAACUGGUGGGGAGCAACUGGACUCCAACGGUAGGGGAGCAACGGAUGCACUGGUGGUGGAGCAACAGGAUGACAACUGGUGGUGGAGCAACUGGACUGCCAACCGGUGGUGGAGCAACUGGACUGCCAACGGGUGGCGGAGCAACAGGAUCGACAACCGGUGGUGGAGCAACUGGACUGCCCAACCGGUAGUGGAGUAA